Messenger RNA from Acipenser ruthenus (sterlet), 936 nucleotides. RefSeq names its product proteasome assembly chaperone 3-like. The record is from RefSeq and is a predicted model, not a curated record. Bases 102 to 470 code for a protein of 122 amino acids. Lineage: Eukaryota; Metazoa; Chordata; Actinopteri; Acipenseriformes; Acipenseridae. The transcript is spliced from 3 exons. Gene Ontology annotation, biological process: proteasome assembly.
UUAUGGACAUAUUUUGCAGCUAGUGCUUUGACCUGAUGUGAGGUGCAAUGACCUGGGAAGUGAAACGGUAACAGACUUCCUGAAAGAUCUGAACGUUGACCAUGGCAGCUGAACCCAUCAUCAACUCCAGGCAAAAAGAGGCACUGAUCAAUGGCAUCUUCACACAAGUUGUCUGCACAGCGUUCAGCAACCACAUCCUUGUGGUGCUCACACAGUAUGGAAAGAUAGGGACAAUAAUAUCUCUGCUGCCCGAUGCGACAUUCAGUGACAUCAGCAAACCCCUGUUCACCACAAAAGUGCUGCUAGGGAAAGAUGAAGGUCUGACACAUGUCUAUGACAAAAACCUGGUGACUUUUAUCUCUCAAGCAUCAGGGAACAGACCUGUCCUACUGGCACUGGCCCUCAAAAAGAUCAACAUUGAAGGCAUAAAAGCCAUGAAAGAGAUGAUCAAAAGCUGUCAAGUCUGGUAACAAGACAUCAAGUAGGACGUGAUACCAAAGACUCUGGGGCCCGAGGAACCAAUUAGCCAGGAGACAGAAGUGAAGCUGUUGACAUCACUGACAAGCCUAAAUUUAGGCACCUCUGAUGCUCUGUGCAAACAAACUUGCAUAAACUUGAAGGUGAAUUAUCAUAAAAGCAUGUGAUGCAGCCCCUGGUGUGUAACAAGACAUAAGAGUAUUUUAAGUGCCAAAGCAUCUGCCAAUAGACUUAAAAUCCUCUUUGUAAAUAUAGUGGUAUAACUGCAUGUUACACCACUAUGUUGCCAUCAUUGUUGCAGCUGCUGGUCAGCAAUUAAAAUUAACUAACCAAGUAGCCUGCAGUAAAACGGCAACACUUAUUUUUAUUAGUUAAAAACUUUUCUGCAGGUUAAUUGGCUUUUUAAAUUUUUUAUGUUUGCAGCUUUAUUACUUGGUGCCAUAAAAAAAAAUGUAUACA